Cyclospora cayetanensis is the source of this 1698-nucleotide messenger RNA. Its product is annotated as CDP-diacylglycerol--serine O-phosphatidyltransferase 2. The record is from RefSeq and is a predicted model, not a curated record. NCBI's taxonomy places the organism in Eukaryota, Apicomplexa, Conoidasida, Eucoccidiorida, Eimeriidae. Gene Ontology annotation, biological process: phosphatidylserine biosynthetic process. The coding region runs from base 1 to 1698 and encodes 565 amino acids. Gene Ontology annotation, molecular function: L-serine-phosphatidylethanolamine phosphatidyltransferase activity. The transcript has a single exon.
AUGGUAGCGCGAGGGAGUCAGAGCAGCAGCUUAUUUGCUUGGCUUCGUCAUGCAUCUUCAAUUACUGGGGGCUGCCACAACGUCGUAGACGAAGAGCCCAGGGGCUCGCGAGCACCAAUGCCUGGUAAAAAAGAGCAGGCCAGUGAGGAUGGCCGUGAACUGCACCAGCGGCGGCGUGUCCUAGCUGAUCCCAGAUAUUCGGAUUGUAUGUCAGGGAAGUCUACGUCGGAUGGGGACAGUUCCAGGGGUUCCGGUCACCCUCGACUUGCUGUGGCGGACGCUGAUGCGCAUACUGAAGCCUAUGCCAACUCAGUGUACUGCAAGCAUGCGGAGGAGUUUCCAGAAAAGUUCCGGGCUGACAUUGACUACAGUAUUCAGGAGAACCCGAGGCAAGUCUUAUGCAGUCUUGCCAUUCUUCUGACGCUCGUGAUUCUGGCCAGUGGACCAAACUGGUUCUGGAAGUCUGACGGGGGUUACAGACUGUUUGAACAAUCAUUUGAUGAUCUGGGCGAACACAGGAAGCAUGAGCUCAGAUUUUGUGCCCUUCAGGCCAUAGUGUGCUUGGCAGUGGCUAUAUCAGGAUACUGCUUCUUGGAGAGCAGAGACGGUCUGCUUGUCCGGCCCCACCCGGGCUUUUGGCGGCUUGUUCACGGCUUAUGCUUGCUAUACUUUCUUUUUCUCGUCUGUCUUCUGGCCAUUAACCGGGAUGAUGGUCGGUUUCUGCUUCGUUUGCUGGUUCCUGGAUUUGGCACGAGGAAGCAGAAUAUCUUCUCUGGAACGUUGGUGCUGGAUUGCUCUUUAAGCGCUAGCACACUUAAGCGGCAGCUAACUUCUGUGUGGUUUAUCAGUCAUGUUAUUGGGUGGUUUUUGAAAAUGUGUAUUUUCCGCAGCUGGAUGUUCAAUUUGACAUUUUCAAUCCUCUUUGAGUUCUGCGAGAUGUCUUUACAGUGGCUUAUUCCAGAGUUCCAAGAAUGCUGGUGGGACAGCAUAUUUAUCGAUGCCAUAUUUUCUAAUCUUAUGGGUAUGUUAUUCGGCUGCGUAGUGAUGCGCUGGUGUGGGAAACGGCAUUUCGAUUGGUUGGGGGCCUACCCGCGGUAUCAGAAGAUCAUGCUAAAAUUCACCCCCUUUUCAAGCUGUGAGUACGAAUGGUCAUUCUUUCGGACGGUGCGGCACCUCUUCAUGACCAGUAUUCUAUUGUUUUUAUCCCUUCUGGCUGAAGUGAAUGUUUUCCUCCUCAUGACAGUCUUGGACAUACCUGCGGCACACUGGAUCAACCCGGCACGACUUGGGCUUCUAGGGCUCCUUGCUUUCCCUGCAGUCGCAGAGUUCGAUGCGCAGCUUCACUUCAAAUACGACCGCAUAGGUGGUAACGUAUUCCUGUUCGUCAUGAUCUUGACGGUGGAACUGCUGGUCGGUAUUAAGUACGGGGUGGAUCGGUACUUUUCCAGUUCACCUGGUGCGGAUGUUGUUCUUCCCUGGAUCUUGGCAGGGCUCUUUUUCGGGGCUUGGUGCUGCUGCUACUUCGCACAAAUUUCCAAAGAAGGGCGCAAGGACAGUGUAGUACGAAAUGAAGCAAAUUCGCAACGACGGACGUUGCGAGAUACAGCAGGCGCAGUUUUGCUCAAGAUACCUCCACAAGCAUGCUUCCUGCCACUACUGUACCUCGCAAAGCACUACUACUACGGACCGUCAACUUGA